ACAAGAUGGCAGGCUGUGGGAGCUGGGUCUUCUUUUUAACAGUUUGUGCUGUCACUGUGUGUGGGGCCAAUGCAGAGAUCAAAUUUACCAUUCCUGUGGGGAAGUUAUUUACAUACGAGCUGAUGAGAGAGACUUUCCAGAAUGACUUUGAACCCUUGUCAAAACUCUACGCUGGCCGCUUGUACGAUGACCCCAUGAUUUUUAAGUGCAACAGGCAGAAUUUUCCAGACCUCCCAGAGUGGCUCCGCUUCACGCAAAGGCACCCCUAUGAUAACGGCUUCCUGUAUGGGACACCACAGACUCCAGGAAGAAGUAUAAUUGAGAUUUAUGCCAUCAACAAACGGAGCUAUGAAACAGCCAGACACAUUCUCGUAAUCAAAGUAGCUGCAGAGAGGAUCUUGCCCUAUCAAGCUGAGUUCUUCAUCAAACUGAGAGAUAUUGAGAAAGUGCUGCCCUCUACUGUUCAGGAUGAAAUAAAGCAGGAUACACAGAAGCUGUGGAAGACACAGACUUUGUCAAUUAUCAACAUCACUAACGCUCUCGACCGUGGUGGCAGAGUCCCCCUCCCUCUUGGAGGCCACUUCGAGGGUGUGUAUGUGAAGGUGGGGUCAGAGAUGUCUUUCUCAGAAUGUCUCCGUAAGGUGCUGAAGCCAGAGCAUCAGGAGCAGUGUGCAGCAGGGGCAGAAGUCAAGAUCCCUGGAGAGUGUAACUUCUGCGGCAUUGCCAGCAACUGUAUCACCUGGUGCAAGACUGAGCUGUUCGAUCUGAGUAAGCCGGUUCCACCUCCACCCGUUCCCACUAUGGGCUCAGGGAUUCUGGAGGAUGGAGGUGACUUCAAUCCUCCCGAGUCUCCACCGAGCAGAAACUAUUUCCCAGACUACAUUGUGACAGUGAUUGUGCCCCUGAUCCUGGCCAUCAUCCUGUGUAGCUUGCUGGCCUACAUCAUGUGUUGCAGACGAGAAGGAGUAAACCAAAGGAAUGCAAGGACAAACCAGAUUCAGCUGUUCCACCACCACACUAUUCUCGGAAACACAGAUGAGCUGAGGAACAUGGCUGGAAACCGUGGCAUUCCUGCUCUUCCUCUAUCAACACUGCCCAUGUUCAACAGCAGAACUGGGGAGAGAGCAUCACCACUGCAGUCUGACAGCCCCAGCAUCCCCCUCAUCAUGGCCCAGCAUGAUCCCUACAGUGACACACUGCCCAGGAAGUGAGAACAACGAUGGAUACAUGUAAAGCUUGAAUGUUAUAAAGUAAUGUGUUGCAACAUCCUAUUAAUUAAUUUGCUGUGGGAAAUGAAGUGUUUUUUCUUCUUUAAGUUAUGUUAAAAUUCAUAAAUAGUAUGUAGUUACUCAAAUGAUCUGCCAUUUAUGAUUCUCUUUAUUCCACUUUCUUUCAUUGCCAAUAAAAGAU
Molecule: messenger RNA, 1410 nt
Organism: Scomber scombrus (Atlantic mackerel)
Lineage: Eukaryota; Metazoa; Chordata; Actinopteri; Scombriformes; Scombridae
Gene: sgca
Product: sarcoglycan, alpha
Exons: 11
Coding region: 6-1211 (401 amino acids)
Cellular component (GO): sarcoglycan complex; membrane
Molecular function (GO): calcium ion binding
Source: RefSeq, a predicted model, not a curated record